GCAAACACUAUUGGUUUCCACGGGCAACGAGUUUGUUGACAGAAACGUAGCGUACGUUGGAGUGUAAAGAAUGAUCAGCCGAGAGGAUAUUAUCGCCCUAGAGGUGCGUUGCUUAGAGCAAAUCCGAGAGGAUGUCCUAUACUCGCUGCGGAACGACGCCAAACUGCGGGCGGUUUUGACGUCGAAGAAUUAUGACGAAUUCAAAAAUAUUGUCGAUUCGGCGCACUUGACACCACUGACGGCGGGUGAUAAAAGUAAUGCGAAAACCAAGCACCGUCUUUGGAACAGCUCGUCACGAUUGUAA
This is a messenger RNA of Anopheles bellator, 304 nucleotides long. RefSeq lists its product as uncharacterized. Gene Ontology annotation, biological process: epithelial cilium movement involved in extracellular fluid movement; determination of left/right symmetry; inner dynein arm assembly. The record is from RefSeq and is a predicted model, not a curated record. The transcript is spliced from 2 exons. Gene Ontology annotation, cellular component: outer dynein arm. NCBI's taxonomy places the organism in Eukaryota, Metazoa, Arthropoda, Insecta, Diptera, Culicidae. The coding region runs from base 71 to 304 and encodes 77 amino acids.